Bactrocera tryoni is the source of this 624-nucleotide messenger RNA. RefSeq lists its product as uncharacterized. Bases 58 to 567 code for a protein of 169 amino acids. The record is from RefSeq and is a predicted model, not a curated record. Lineage: Eukaryota; Metazoa; Arthropoda; Insecta; Diptera; Tephritidae. The transcript has 3 exons.
UUUGAGACUUGUGCUAAUGUACUUUCAAAGUUUCUACCGCACGUUAAUUUUAGCAAUAUGAAUUCAAGUUUAGGAAUAUAUUUCAUAGUGAUAUUUGUUACAUACUUUUUUACAGCAGAAAGUUCAACGGAUUUUUCACGAGAUACAUAUCUGAAUGCUCUUCAGAACUCUCAUCAAUCUAGUUCGGGUGGCAAUAUUGGAUACAAUUACAUACCUCCCACAAAUAAUAAUUUGCAGCCCUCAAAUGAAAUAUAUGGACCUCCUACGUUUCAUCAACCUGUCAUUUAUCAACCUCGAGACCACUGGUUUUUAGAGAAACUGAAGAAAAAAAUAAAUUUGUUUACAAUUGGAAAAAUAAUUUUGAAACUGCUGAUUUUUAAAAAGAUUAUCAAAUUUAUUGGAGUUAUUUGUUUGCUCUUAUUUCUUCCGAAAUUAAAACAUUUUCUAAAAGACGAUAUUUCUGUGGAUGAAACCAGUGAAGAAAGCAGAAGUAUUCGAACAGAGAAGGAUGCUCUCGAGAAAAAUAUUGAAAAUCUGCAAAAUAUAAUUUUAAGAUCAAUUAAUUAGAACUAAAUUUAACAAGCCUUUUUUAAAUAUAUUUAUAUUGGUUUAUUUUUUCAGCUA